This is a messenger RNA of Sparassis crispa, 966 nucleotides long. RefSeq names its product mRNA-capping enzyme subunit beta. The record is from RefSeq and is a predicted model, not a curated record. Gene Ontology annotation, biological process: 7-methylguanosine mRNA capping; polynucleotide 5' dephosphorylation. NCBI's taxonomy places the organism in Eukaryota, Fungi, Basidiomycota, Agaricomycetes, Polyporales, Sparassidaceae. Gene Ontology annotation, molecular function: polynucleotide 5'-phosphatase activity. The transcript has 5 exons. The coding region runs from base 1 to 966 and encodes 321 amino acids. Gene Ontology annotation, cellular component: mRNA capping enzyme complex.
AUGGACAAGAAAGACUACAUGGAUGUCGACGGCGAACGCGACGCGGUGCGCCCUGCCAAACGCGCCCGCCACACUCCCCCGCCAGAUCCCUCUGUUCCCUCCACUUCUUACCAACCGCAGAAUGGCAACGGGCACACAGAAACGCUCUUUCCACUCUCUCAGUCUAUCCUAGGCGCUGAGCCUCUCGACGAAUUUACCCGCGAGGUCGCUGACUUCGUCCAUGCCAUGAUCAAUUCCCGCCCGGCCGGAGCAGGCACUGUCGAAGUUGAAGCGAAAGUCGGCGUGUUGAGGGAUAAGGUGAGCGGCCAACGCCUGCAGCUACCUGUUCUCGUCGAGACGAUCCUACUCCCGAACUCCUUCGAAUAUCGUUUCGAAUCCAAUAUGUCUCCGAUGCAGCAUAAACAUCUUAAUACCCUUCUCAACAACCUUAUGCUAACUUCAAAGACAUCCUACGCGCCAACGCCCUCCCCGCUGACCUACACCCACCUCCGCCUCGUCGAUUCAUUCUACCAGGCCGAUGGCCACGACCGCAUCCGUGUGACGCGCGACGAGAAGACCGGUGAAGUACAUGCAUGCGUGCGCAAGGUACGGUUGGGCGAUCUCGACAUAUUUAGCCCAAAGCGUGCUGCGGACUGGCGGAUCAGCGUGAACGUGGAGAUACCAGUCCCUCCGCCGUUGGGGUUGGCGACACAUUCGCGGCGGAAGGACCGCAUGAGCUACGCUCACGAAGAGUGCGUCAUCGACCUUACCCAAGUAACGUCGUCCGCCGGGCCCUCGUCCAAGCCCGAGGUCCUGCACGAGCUCGAAGUCGAGAUUGCACGCCCAACGUACCUCCUAGCAACGUCUGCGAAGCGCGGCGAUCCUUCUGCAUCGGAAGCCGAGCGCAGUGCUUUUGACGAGCUCGUUCGGGUGUUUGUCAAUAAUGCUAGAGUGUUGGUGCGGAACGCCGGCAUCUCAGGAGGGUGA